AGAUAGGAUAGUUUAAAUCUCAAAUUAUAGUCACAAUUAUCUGUUAACUCCAAAUGAUUCUAAGUUAGAAUUUCUAACAGAUGUCGAUACCUUUCGACUGGGUUGAGUAAGUAAUCAAUAGAUGGCGCUGCUAUUGAAAUCAACGAACGUGUCAUAUAAGCUACAACAGUGUAACGAACGUCUUCAAGAGAAUAUCAUGAGAACAUGAGCAGCAGGAGAACGAGACAUAGCCACAGUAGGAGUAAAGGAACAAUAAUUUCAAUUUAUACACUCAAAAAUGCCAUCGAAAAGAUCUAACCUCAACAACGCGAGCAGCAAAGGGUCACGACGCAAACGUGUUGAAAGAGCUCAGCAAAUACCAGAACAAAUCGAAACAAGAAAUGCAGCUCAAAGAAUCAGGACUGCAGAAAGUCGUGCACAAGAAUCUCAAGAACGGCGUGACGAACGUCUGCAACAGAAUAUUACGAGAACAAGAGCGGCACGAGAACGAAACAUAGCUACAGUACGAGUACUAGGUCGACAAAGGCAACGAAUCAGCCGCUCAUUAACACGUGCAUCAUUCGUUCGGCUUGCCUUUGAAUAUGCACCAGAUAUUAACUACUCAGCGCAUUCAAAAAUUGCUAUUGGUGGAAUGGAUAAAGUAUGUCAAUAUUGUCAGGCAUUGAAAUUUCGGAAUGAAGCAGCCGGCAUGUGCUGCGCAUCAGGAAAAGUUGUACUGUCACCUCUACCCGCUCCGCCGGAGCCUUUAUUAUCCCUUCUUACUGGCAAUUCAGAUGAUUCCAAAUUAUUUUUGCGUAAAAUACGCAAAUUUAAUUCUUGCUUCAAAAUGACGUCAUUUGGGGCAACUAAAAUUUGCGAUCGUGCAUCCGAUGGACGUAAUUUUGAAACUACAUUCAAAAUUCAAGGCCAGGUGUACCAUAAAAUCGGAUCCUUGAUGCAAAUGCCUGAUAACAAUCCGAAAUUUCUUCAAAUUUAUUUUAUGGGCGAUCAUGAAGAGCGCGUGACGACUCGGUGCCUGUAUAAUUUUAUUGAACAAACAGACGGAAGAGCAAUUGUGAUAUUAUUGGAAAAUUUUUUAGAAGAUCACAAUCAACUAAUUCAAUUGAUCAAAAGAGUUUCGCCACGACUGCAAAAUGACAAUUAUCAAAUCGUCAUAAAAGCCGACAAAGUACCAUUAGGUGAACAUGCUGGUAGAUUCAACGCUCCAACUGUUGAUGAGGUUACUGUUAUCAUGGUUGGUGAUCCAGUUGACAAAAGAUCUAUAAAAAUUACACGGCGAGACACUGUCAGUACGAUUUCGGAUCUACACCGUUCAUAUGACGCACUACAGUAUCCAUUGAUAUUUUGGCAAGGACAAGAUGAAUAUCACCUUUAUAUCAAACAGUAUGAUCCAAAUACCGGUGAUUACAGUAAUAAAAAAUGAACUACUACGCACACCGAAUAAUGGUUAGACAACAUCAAGAAAAUUAUAUCCUUUGAUAUCGUAAGCUGUUCCAUCAAUACAUUGUUGAUAUGUAUGCUAAGGUCGAAAGCGAACGCUUGCGAUUCCUUCGAUUCAACCAGGCAAAACUACGAUCGGAAGAAUAUAUUCACUUACGAGAUGCUGUUGCUGGAAACAUCGAUGGAAAUGUAAAUCUCAAUGACAUCGGUAAUGCUUUCAUUUUACCUUCAAGCUACAUCGGCAGUCCACGGAACAUGCAGGUAUACAUACAAGAUGCGAUGACUUACGUACGUUAUUACGGCCGACCGGAUUUAUUUAUUACAUUCACAUGUAAUUCAAAUUGGGAAGAGAUACAAACUUUACUAUUGCCAGGACAACAAGCCAUUCAUCGCCAUGAUUUAACUGCACGUGUGUUUAAACAAAAAUUGAAAUCCUUAAUUGAUUUUAUUGUUAAAUAUUCAAUUUUUGGUAUCACACGUUGUUGGCUGUAUACGAUAGAGUGGCAAAAGCGAGGUUUGCCUCAUGCCCACAUUUUGGUUUGGCUUAAAGAUAGAAUCCGUCCUGAAGAAAUCGAUCAAAUAAUUUCAGCCAAAAUUCCAGACCCAUUAAUUGAUCAAGAAUUAUUUGAUAUUGUCACCAAACACAUGAUCCAUGGGCCAUGCGGUGCUUUCAACAUGACGUCACCGUGCAUGGAAAAUGGAAAAUGUAAAAAAAACUUCCCAAAGCCGCAUACGAAUGACACGAUCACGGAUAUUGAUGGUUAUCCAAUGUAUCGCCGCAGAAGUACUGAGAAUGGUGGCCACACAUUUACAAUGCGACUGCCGAACUUUCCAAAUCAAGUUGAGUUUGAUAAUCAGUGGGUGGUACCAUACUCACAAUUAUUUGAAAAAACUUACAAAGCUCAUAUCAAUGUUGAGCUUUGCAGUUCUGUUAAAUCAAUUAAGUAUAUUUGUAAAUAUGUAAGCAAAGGCAGUGAUUUGGCCAUAUUUGAAGUACAAAACAUAAAUAAAAAUGACGAAAUAGCACGAUACCAAAUGGGCAGAUACAUUAGCAGCAAUGAAGCUAUUUGGCAUAUUCUCAGCUUUCCCAUCCACGAAAGAGAUCCUGCUGUCCAACAUCUGGCUAUACAUCUUGAAAACGGUCAACGUGUAUACUUCACUGAAGAAAAUGUUCUCCAAAGAGCGUUCGAAGCUCCGAAAACGACUCUAACUGAAUUUUUUACAUUGUGUCAAAAACCUGAUGUUUUUGGCCAAUUUGCGAAGACAUUGGUGUAUGGUGAUGUUCCACGUUAUUUCACAUGGAACAAAUCCAGUAAAAAAUGGGAGCCACGGAAACAAGGAAAACCACAUCCUUCCAUUACAGGCAUAUUCAAAGCUAAGACAUUGGGGAGACUUUACACGGUACAUCCAAAGCAACGUGAAUGCUUCUAUUUACGUUUGUUAAUGGUGAAUGUUCCCGGACCAACGUCUUUUGAAUUUUUGCGAACAGUUAAUGGUCGAGUAUUCAAUACAUACCAGGAUGCAUGUCGUGAACUGCAAUUGCUAGAAGACGAUAACCAUUGGGACUUAACGCUUGCCGAUGCUGCGUUGACAUCAACACCGAAUAACAUUCGUCAGUUGCUUGCAAUUAUUUUGACGACAUGUUAUCCCUCGCAAGCACAAACUUUGUGGGAAAAAUAUAAAAAUUGUAUGACAGAAGACAUCUUGCACCGAAUGAGACAAACAAAUCAAUGCCAAAACAUAGAUUAUACACCAGAGAUUUACAAUGAAGCAUUGGUCUUUAUCGAGGAUUUAUGUGUUCUUAUUUCAAAUUUACCGCUUAAUCAUUAUGGUAUGCCAUCACCUAAUCGUCCAGCCACCGACUUAGUCAAUACCGAUUUGCAACGAGAAAAGCAAUAUGACCAUGGAAGUUUAGCAACAAUUAUCAUGAACAGUGAACUAUUACUGACAGCAGAACAAAAAAUUAUUCAUGAUCGGAUUAUGCUGGCUGUUGCUGCUGAACAAGGCGGUUUUUUUUUCUUGGAUGCACCCGGUGGAACCGGUAAGACAUUUUUAAUAUCGUUGAUUCUUGCCAAAAUACGGUCGCAACAAAAAAUCGCAUUAGCAGUAGCAUCGUCAGGCAUUGCGGCUACUUUACUGGAUGGUGAGCGAACAGCACAUUCAACAUUCAAGCUGCCAUGUUCAUAAUAAACCAGAUGCAAUGUGUAACAUCAAAAAGAAUAGUGGAAUAGAUGCAGUGUUGCGGAAGAGUUCUAUAAUAAUUUGGGAUGAGUGCACAAUGGCACACAAAUAUUCACUUGAAGCAUUAAACAGAACUAUGCAAGAUUUAAACAGCAAUAAUAAACUGUUCGGUGGUGCUAUCUUACUUUUGUCUGGUGACUUCCGGCAGACCUUACCGGUUAUACCUCGCUCUACUUUCGCGGAUGAGAUUAAUGCAUGUUUGAAACAAUCAUUCUUAUUGCGAAGUGUUGAAACACUUCGAUUGACAAUAAAUAUGCGAGUACAAUUGCAAAAUGAUCAAUCAGCACAAAUAUUUUCCGAACAACUACUAGAUAUUGGGAACGGUAAAAUAGAACUGCAACCAAAUACGCAAUGCAUUAAACUACCAGACAAUUUUUGCACUGUUGUUCAGGAUAAAAAUGAAUUGAUUCAGAGUAUUUUCCCGGAUAUACAUAAUAAUUAUUUGAAUCAUGAAUGGCUCAGUCAACGGGCGAUUUUGGCAGCCAAAAACGUUGAUGUUGACGAAAUUAACUUCCAGAUACAACAGUUGUUACCAGGCGAUCUGAUGUCUUUUAAAUCAAUCGAUACUGAUGUGGAUGAAAAUGAAAGUGUUCAUUUUCCGAUCGAAUUUUUAAAUUCAUUAGAUAUCCCUGGAAUGCCACCACAUAAUCUUCGAUUAAAGAUUGGUUCCCUAUUAUUCUCCUCCGUAAUUUGAAUCCACCUCAAUUAUGUAACGGUACGCGUUUGGUCAUCAAAAAGAUCACCGGAAACAUUCUUGAAGCAACCAUUUUGGCUGGGAAGUUUAAAGGAAAAGUGGUCCUGCUGCCACGUAUUUUGAUGAUACCAUUAGAUU
Drosophila santomea is the source of this 4513-nucleotide messenger RNA. RefSeq lists its product as uncharacterized. The record is from RefSeq and is a predicted model, not a curated record. Gene Ontology annotation, molecular function: DNA helicase activity. NCBI's taxonomy places the organism in Eukaryota, Metazoa, Arthropoda, Insecta, Diptera, Drosophilidae. The transcript has 3 exons. Gene Ontology annotation, biological process: DNA repair; telomere maintenance. Bases 1513 to 3627 code for a protein of 704 amino acids.